AACAUGUGCAACAGAACUGACAACCAAACUAUAAGACCAAACCAAACCUCCUCUAACCCCCCCUCUCUCUUACUCUCUCCUUCCUCACUGCUUCUUGAACCAAAUCUCUCACAUACUUAUCAAUCAUUCAAUAAUGUUCAAUUCAUACUAGCAUUUCAUUUUCUUUUCCUGUAAGCUGUCUUUGUUGAAAGAGAAAAAAAAGAAGAGAAAUGCCUCUCAAACAACUACUCUGUCUAUUGACACUUCAACUAUAGAUUCCUCCUACAUUUUAUUAACAAAAAAUUGCCCCCUUUCUUACAUAUCCUUUAAAGUUUUGAUCUUUUGGGUUACUCUAUAUAGAUUUGUUUUACUCACAGAUUUAGAGAGGCAGUAGAAUAUGAGAUUAGGUUUUAUUUGGCUUCUUUAUUUUGCUUUCCUUUUAGGAAUUGAAGCCCUCAAAUUUCAUAGGACUGAACAUACUGAGAGAAUCUCAGGUAGUGCUGGUGAUGUCUUGGAAGAUGAUCCAGUUGGGAGGUUAAAAGUUUUUGUAUAUGAGCUUCCCAGCAAAUACAACAAGAAAAUUCUUCAGAAAGACCCACGAUGUCUUAGCCACAUGUUUGCUGCGGAGAUCUAUAUGCAUCGUUUCCUCUUAUCUAGCCCUGUCCGGACCCUUAAUCCUGAGGAAGCUGAUUGGUUCUACACCCCUGUUUAUACCACUUGUGACCUGACACCAAAUGGCCUUCCUUUACCCUUCAAGUCGCCACGAAUGAUGAGGAGUGCAAUACAACUUAUUGCUUCUAAUUGGCCUUAUUGGAAUAGGACUGAGGGUGCUGAUCACUUCUUCAUUGUCCCACACGAUUUUGCUGCUUGUUUUCAUUAUCAAGAGGAAAAAGCUAUCGGGAGGGGAAUUCUUCCAUUGCUCCAGCGUGCAACUCUAGUUCAAACUUUUGGACAAAGAAAUCAUGUGUGUUUGAAGGAUGGUUCAAUUACAAUUCCUCCCUAUGCUCCUCCGCAGAAAAUGCAAUCCCACUUUAUCCCUCCAGAUAUUCCACGAUCCAUCUUUGUUUACUUUCGUGGCUUGUUCUAUGACGUAGGAAAUGAUCCAGAAGGUGGUUACUAUGCAAGAGGUGCACGGGCAGCAGUGUGGGAGAACUUUAAGGACAAUCCUCUCUUUGAUAUUUCUACGGAACAUCCAACUACCUACUAUGAAGACAUGCAGCGAGCCAUCUUUUGCUUGUGUCCUCUUGGGUGGGCCCCGUGGAGUCCAAGAUUGGUUGAAGCAGUUAUAUUCGGUUGCAUCCCUGUUAUUAUUGCGGAUGAUAUUGUCUUGCCAUUUGCUGAUGCAAUCCCCUGGGAAGAGAUUGGUGUUUUUGUAGACGAGAAGGACGUUCCAAAUUUGGAUACUAUACUCACUUCUAUUCCACCCGAGGAAAUAUUGAGGAAGCAGAGAUUGCUUGCCAACCCUUCAAUGAAGCAGGCUAUGUUAUUUCCACAACCUGCACAACCAGGUGAUGCUUUCCAUCAAAUUUUGAAUGGACUUGCUCGUAAACUGCCACACGAUAGGAGCGUUUACUUGAGUCCCGGGGAGAAGAUCUUAAACUGGACUGCUGGUCCAGUUGGUGACCUAAAACCUUGGUAAGAAGCUGGUACUGGAGAUACUGCAUUCUCUAUUGGCUUUCAACCUUAAAAAGUCGCGUCAAAGGUGUGAAAUUAAUGUGAAGUGUAUAUCUUAAGUAGUGUAGUUUUUCGAUGAAGUGAAGAAUCUUUUAUUGAUAACUACAUCCAGAGGAUGCAACAUGUUACAAAAUCUUAAGCUGUAGGCUUUGUUGUAGUUCUGGACGACUGUGGAUGAUUGCACAUUCAUUUUUGUUGCUGUAGGGUUUGUGCAUAUGUUGCUCGGACUCUCUGAAAAUGUCACCGGGUACGUGUCGUAUUCUCUAAAAGUAGUGUAUUUUUCGAGGAUCUGACACAGGUGCAGUAGCAUUUUGGAGAGUGCUCAACAUAGGUACAAACAGCUAUGUUGGUAACCCAGUGUACUCAUGUGCCACUAACAUUGUGUUAGAAAAUUAAUGAACCAGAUUAAUUUGAUAA
Molecule: messenger RNA, 2070 nt
Organism: Nicotiana attenuata
Lineage: Eukaryota; Viridiplantae; Streptophyta; Magnoliopsida; Solanales; Solanaceae
Product: probable beta-1,4-xylosyltransferase IRX10L
Exons: 4
Coding region: 377-1618 (413 amino acids)
Biological process (GO): plant-type secondary cell wall biogenesis; glucuronoxylan biosynthetic process
Molecular function (GO): 1,4-beta-D-xylan synthase activity; glucuronoxylan glucuronosyltransferase activity
Source: RefSeq, a predicted model, not a curated record